AGUGGCAGUAACGCACUGACGUGCUGCUGAUCUCCGCAGCGUAGAAGAAGACUAACAGGAGAAACACACCACGAGUUUACAGUCAACGGGGGAAAAGCUAUUUAUUUAAAAGUACAUAAUGAAAACAGAAAAACAACUCAAACAACAGAAGAAUGAGAAGCAGUUCAGUAAAAAGAAGGCAAAGAAAAAUUUAGAUCCUGCAUCAGACGACCACCUCCAGCAUAUUCCUAGUCGAUUGCGUGAAAUCAUGAAGAGUCAAGAGAUGAUGAAGCAGGGCUCCCAAAAGAGGAAAAAAGCCUCCAAGCCCAAAAUGCUCUCAGGAGAUAUUCCCGUUCCACACUUCCGCAGAGGGCGACAGGAGUCAGAGAGGGAUUAUGUCCGCCGCAUGACCGAAGAGACUGAGCACGUUCUUUUCCUCACAAACAGCCAGACAGAGCGUCAUCCAGAAGUCAAGCUGAAGAAAGAAGAGGUGACCAAAGAAAAGAAAACUACCAAAAAAAAUAGGUUCAAUAAAAACAAACUUCUGCAACAGCAAAAGAAGCUUAACCAGCAAGAGGAACUUGAAGAGGAGGAGAUGUUUAAAGAUGAGGUACAGUUUGGAGAGGUCGCCAUGGCACCUCCAUCACUGAGUGUUAAACCAAAGAAAGCAGUAGACAAACCUCAGUGGGCAACCAAAGGUCUUCUCCUGACCUCCCUCCUGGGUCACAGCCCUGCCUCAGUCAGCAAACCCUCUAUGGCGAGGAAGAGGAUGAUGGAGGAAGAGCGGGAGAGAGUGGUGAAGCUGUACAGACAGAUGAAGCAGAAGCAGAAAGACAAACAAGAGCAGAAGAGGGCUGCCAUGACCUCUACAUGAUGCUCUGCUGUUUGUACUAUAUCUACUAUAUGUAUAUUUCAUUUUUCUGUACAUUUUUGCUACCUCUGCUGGUCAACAAUGCUGCAUUGAUGGAUUUUGUGAUAAAAUAUUUACAAGUGGAUGUAGGAGGACUGUGUAUAAGGCAAAAAAACUAAUAAAUUCACACUUUUAUAUAAUGCA
Molecule: messenger RNA, 1033 nt
Organism: Labeo rohita (rohu)
Lineage: Eukaryota; Metazoa; Chordata; Actinopteri; Cypriniformes; Cyprinidae
Gene: ccdc137
Product: coiled-coil domain containing 137
Exons: 6
Coding region: 119-853 (244 amino acids)
Source: RefSeq, a predicted model, not a curated record